This is a messenger RNA of Lotus japonicus, 2251 nucleotides long. RefSeq names its product putative 3,4-dihydroxy-2-butanone kinase. Gene Ontology annotation, cellular component: cytosol. NCBI's taxonomy places the organism in Eukaryota, Viridiplantae, Streptophyta, Magnoliopsida, Fabales, Fabaceae. Gene Ontology annotation, biological process: glycerol catabolic process. The record is from RefSeq and is a predicted model, not a curated record. The coding region runs from base 166 to 1965 and encodes 599 amino acids. The transcript has 21 exons. Gene Ontology annotation, molecular function: glycerone kinase activity; ATP binding.
UAUUUUCCUUGCUGGAACAAGCAAACACUCAACUCCCUCGCUUUCCUUCUCUGUAUAUAAAGAGAGAGUCACCCACACCAUCACCAAACGGAAACAAACGCUUCUUCCCUCUCUCUCUCUCUUUCUCUCUCGCUCUUCUUCUCGAUUCUCUGGUAACUCGUCAACAUGUCUGUGGUACGGGCGAUUCCGGCGAAGAAGCUCAUCAACGAUCCACUCGAUGUUGUGAAUGAAUUCAUUGAAGGUCUUGUAGAGACAUAUCCUGGCCUAAACUAUCUAGAGGGAUUUCCUCAGGUGAAGGUUGUGUUUCGUGCAGAUAUUCCAUGUGGAAAAGGAACAUAUGAUAAAGUUGCAGUCAUAUCAGGGGGUGGCGGUGGCCAUGAGCCUGCUCAUGCUGGAUUUGUGGGAGAAGGAAUGCUGACAGCAGCCAUAUGUGGCGAUGUCUUUUCUUCUCCUCCUGUUGAUUCCAUUCUUGCUGGGAUACGAGCUGUAACUGGUCCUAAGGGAUGUCUUCUAAUUGUGAAGAACUAUACUGGUGACCGCUUGAACUUUGGUUUGGCUGCUGAGGAAGCAAAAACUGAAGGUUUUGACGUAGAGACUAUUUUUGUUGAGGAUGAUUGUGCUUUACCUCCACCUCGAGGGAUUGCUGGAAGAAGAGGAUUGGCAGGGACUGUUCUGGUUCAGAAGGUUGCAGGAGCUGCUGCUGCUGCUGGUCUUUCUCUCGCUGAUGUUGCUGCAGAAGCAAAGCACGCAUCUGAAGUUGUGGGGACAAUGGGUGUUGCUUUACAUCCUUGCACACUUCCUGGUAUGGGUCUAGCAGAUCGUUUGGGGCCAGAAAAGAUGGAAUAUGGCCUUGGAAUUCAUGGAGAACCUGGUGCUGCUGUGACUAAUAUUCAGCCUGUAGAUGAUGUGGUUUCUCAUGUUCUGAAGAAAAUAUUGUCUAAGGAAACAAACUAUGUUCCGAUACCUCCAGGUUCUAGAGUGGUCCUCAUGAUCAAUGGGUUAGGUGCCACUCCUUUAAUGGAACUAAUGAUUGCAGCAGGCAAAGCAGUUCCUAAGUUGCUGGUGGAGCAUGGAAUGGCUGUUGAAAGAGUUUAUACAGGAUCAUUUAUGACUUCUCUAGAUAUGCAAGGUUUCUCAAUUUCUAUCAUGCGGGCUGAUCCUUCUAUUCUCCUACGACUAGACGCCGAAACUAAAGCUCCUUACUGGCCUGUUGCAGUUGAGGGUAAUCGCCCGCCAACUAAGCUUCCUGUUCCAAUUCCACCAUCUCGAUCAGCCAAGAGUAGUGAGCCACGGAAACUGCCACUAAAACUAAAUGAGCAAGGAAAACUACUAAAGGCAGCCAUUGAAGCUGGUGCUAAUGCAAUUAUAAAUAUCAAGGACAAACUAAAUGAAUGGGACAGUGCAGUUGGUGAUGGUGACUGUGGGUCAACCAUGUUUAGAGGUGCAAAACAAAUUCUUGAGGAUAUAGAAAAUUACCCUCUGAAUGAUGCUGCUGAAACUUUCAAUGAAAUUGGAUCAUCAAUUGGAAGAUCAAUGGGCGGAACUAGUGGGAUCAUACAUACAAUUCUUUGUAAGGCAGCAUGUAUACAGUUGCAGACAAGCUCCCAUUCUGUUGUCAUGCCAAAAACAUGGGCUGAGGCACUUGCAGCUGCCAUUGCUGCUGUUAAGAAGUAUGGGAAAGCUGAGGCUGGUUAUAGAACAUUACUAGAUGCCCUUAUUCCAGCCUUGUCAACUCUUGAAAAGGAAUUAGACUCUGGUAGUGAUCCUUCCACUGCUUUUAUUAUCUCUUCUGCAGCUGCAUUAGAUGGAGCUCAGUCAACCAAGCACAUGAUAGCAAAGGCUGGGCGUGCAACUUAUGUUUCUGCAGAAAAUCAAUCAUCAGUUCCUGAUCCUGGUGCCAUGGCUGCAGCUUCAUGGUACAGUGCUGCAGCCCAUGCCGUGAAGGCAAAGAAAUACAAGCAUUAAGCUACAUACAUACAUAGCUCUUCUCGCAAUCUCCUGUAUGUGAGGAUUUACCCAUGUUUUGUUCCGAUUCUGUACACAUGUAAACAUUAGGCUCUCCGCUUAUGACUUUCCUGCAUAAAGCUGAGAGAGCAAUUGCUGAUCACUUUUGUGUAUACACCGAACUUUACUUUUUGUGUAUACGCCAAAUUUUGAAGUGGAUGUAAAUUUGAGAACACGAUGAACUACUUACAAUAAUAUCAUUCUCAAUGCGAGACUAUGAUUGUAAUUCACAUGGUUAGUUUGUUUA